This is a messenger RNA of Phragmites australis (common reed), 1771 nucleotides long. RefSeq names its product pentatricopeptide repeat-containing protein At5g66520-like. The record is from RefSeq and is a predicted model, not a curated record. The coding region runs from base 49 to 1602 and encodes 517 amino acids. Lineage: Eukaryota; Viridiplantae; Streptophyta; Magnoliopsida; Poales; Poaceae. Gene Ontology annotation, biological process: RNA modification. The transcript has a single exon. Gene Ontology annotation, molecular function: protein binding; RNA binding.
CCAUAUAACUAAGUGGGUGGGAAACACGGUCGAGUCCGCGAGUCAUGCAUGCAUGGCAUGGCCACGGCGGCGGCGCUGCAGCUGCUGUGCCGGCCGUCGCUGAGCACCGCGCAGCUCCGGCAGCUGCACGCGCACCUACUCACGUCCUCGCUCCUCGCCGACCGCUUCCUCCCUAACAUCCUCCUCCGCUCGCUGCUCCCGACCUCCCCACUCCGCGCCCUCCGCCUCUUCCCCCGCCUCCGACGCAUCCUCCCCGACUUCCGCCCCAACAACUACACCUUCUCCUUCCUCCUCACCGCCGCAUCUUCCUUACUACCUCCAAGCACACCUCAAGAAUCCCAGAGGCACGCGCAGCGCCUCGUCUCCUCGCUGCACGCCCUCGCCGUCCUCCUCGCCUACGACGCCCACACCUACGUCUCCAACGGCCUCAUCCACGCCUACGCCUCCCACGGCCUCCUCCGCUCCGCCCGCCGCCUGUUCGACGAGAGCCUCUCCUCCUGCAGAACGGACGUCUGCUCCUGGACAUCACUCCUCACCGGCUACGCCAAGGCCGGCCGAGUGGACGAGGCGCGCGCCCUGUUCGACGCAAUGCCCCGCAGGAACGACGUCUCCUGGAGCGCCAUGCUCAGCGCCUACGUCGAUGCGGGCAGCUUCACCGACGCCGUGCAGCUGUUCGAGGACAUGCUGAGGUCCGGCGUGAGGCCGAACAGGGCGGCGGUUGUUGGGGUGCUGGCCGCCUGCGGUGCGCUUGGGGCGCUCGAGCAGGGAAGGUGGGUGCACGCCUCUGUCGCUGGUGGCAGAGGCCGGGGUGGUCAUGACAUGGACGGCGUGGUGGCCACGGCGCUCGUCGACAUGUACGCCAAGUGUGGGAACCUGGACACGGCGAGGCAGGUGUUCGUGGCCGCCACAGCGGAGCAGCGCGACGUGUUUGCGUACACGGCCAUGAUCUCGGGGCUCUCGGACCACGGCCGCUGCCGGGAGGCCAUCGACCUGUUGGGGCAGAUGCAGGCGGAAGGGGUGCGGCCGAACGAGGUCACCUUCAUCUGCGUGCUCACCGCCUGCGGCCGCGCGGGGCUUGUGGAGCGCGCCAAGGAGAUAUUCUGCAGCAUGGCCGCGGUGUACGGCAUCGAGCCCGGCGUGGAGCACUACGGGUGCCUGGUGGACGUCCUCAGCCGCGCUGGGCGGCUCGCGGAGGCCCUGGACGUGGUGCGGGCGAUGCGAAUGAGGCCCGAUUCGUACGUGCUAGGCGCACUGCUGAACGCGUGCACGGCACACGGCGACGUCGAGCUCGGCAAGCGUGUGGUGGAGUGGCUGGCAGAGCUGGGGCUGGACCACAGCGGUGUCCACGUGCAGCUGUCCAACAUGUACGCCGGGUGGAGCAAGUGGGAAGACGUUGUCAAGGUCCGGAGGACCAUGGAGGAGAGGAAGGUGGUAAAGGUGCCCGGGUGCAGCAUGGUGGAGGUGGAUGGGGUCGCAUGCGAGUUUGUGGCCGGCGACCGGUCGCAUCCGGAGGUGAUGGCAGCUGCCAGAGACCUCGACGGGCAGCUCAGGCUGUUGGGCCAGGACUGCUACCUCGAGGACGUGGAGUCCAGCGGGCAAUGAAAUGAACCUCGUCGGAGCAGCUUGAAAGCAUGUCAACGUGAUUUUUGAGAUGGAUGAAGGAAAGCAUGCGGUGUUUCUAUAUGGAAAUGUAACUUGGAUUCAUUUUCGGUAAAAUUUGGACCAUCGAAAUGUGCUGUCCGCCUAAUAAAAUUCUUCUCUUUUUGGAACA